GCUUCGUAGUGAAUGGCAAUUGUUGCUACACGUGCAGCAAUUUUGAUAUAAUUUCGAGUGCGUUUUGUUUAAUGCCAAAGUUGCUUUAAAUUUACGAAAAAUAUGUCGGCAGCUGUUGCGACAGGUGUGCAAAUCAAUGGCCCAUUGAAAAAUAAAAAGAUCGUCUUCAAUGAUGAUGGCGAAGCGCUGACAAAGCCCAACAAACAGAAGCACAACAAAAAGGCUCCAAUACAAAAGCAACAAAAUGGUAAAACAUCUCUAAAUGGCCGGGAACAGGUGAAAAAGCCGCAAAGAAUUAAAUUUGGAGACGAUGGCGAUGUGGAGGAAGUGACCAGCAGUAAGUCCGCACCCAAAGUGGAGCCGGCGAAGAAAGGCAACCAGUUGCUGGUCGACGCCGCUGGAAAAGUGAAAAAACCGCAGCGCAUAAAAUUCGACGAGGAUGGCGCUAAAAAGGAGCUAGCAACGGAAAGCGACAAGGACAGCGACGACGAGGAUGCUGUGGACAAUGACAAUUCAUGGAAGUCCAAGAAACCCAAUAAAUAUCAGUCGCACACAGAGGACGAUGAUGCCCAGAAGAAAUGGUAUCAAGUGCACACGGAAUACCCGAGCAGCGAUGAGCUGCUGGACAUGAAGGAAAACGAGCAACUUGAGCUGUUCAAUCUGUGCAAAGCCUCCUUCGAAACGGAGAAGUCAACUUUCAAUAAGCGCAAUCCCACUGAUGCACGCUGGUUGCAGACGGCACUGCAUAAGGGCACAGCCAAGGAUCGUGCCAAUGCGGGCGCUCUGCUGGUGACCAGCAAUCCGCUGGGCAAUUUGGAGGCAUUGUCCAAUUUGAUUGGCUUCUGCAAGCUAUCGAACAAGAGCAGCAACGAUGUAAUCGCAGUGCUGACGGAUCUGUGGCAGGAGGUGCUGUUGCCGCCACAGCGCAAACUGUUGGCCAUCCAUACGCGUGGCGCCGACUGGAAACUGUUGCGCAAGCAGGAGCUGCACAAGGAUCAGACGCGUCGCAUCUACGCCUAUUGGUACUUUGAGAACGAGCUGAAGGAUCAGUAUCACGAGUACCUCAAGAAUCUGAUGCAGGGCCUGCAGACGGGACAGGAGCACAACAAGACCGCUGCCAUUGUGGCCGCUGCCAAGCUGUUGGCCUACGCGCCCGAAAAGGAGCAAAUGCUGCUGACAAUGCUGAUCAAUAAACUGGGUGAUCCCAUACCCAAGAUUGCGUCGAAGGCGCUGCAUCAUCUGAGCGAGGUCACUCAACGGCAUCCCAAUAUGUGCGGCGUCAUUGUGGCCGAGGCCGAAAAGCUCCUGUUCCGCAACAACAUCUCGGAGCGUGCCCAGCACUUUGCUCUCUGCUUCCUCUCGAACAUCGCGCCAUCGGGUCGUCCCGAGGUGUGCACCAAGUUGGUCAACAUCUGCUUUGCGCUCUUCAAGGUGCUCGUCCAGAAGGGCGCCGUCAACAAUCGCACAAUGCAAGCGAUCCUCCGCUGUCUGCAGAAGGCCAUUUUGGAGGCACAGCCAGCGAAGGGCAACAGCGAACUGCUGACCAAGGAGAUGCAGGACACCAUCUAUCGUCUGGUGCAUCUGGCCGAUAUACGUGUCUCGGUGCAAACGCUGGGACUGCUCCUCCAGCUGGUCACCGUCAAAACGGAGAAAUCGGAUCGUUUCUACAACGCUCUGUAUAUCAAAUUGCUGGACCUGAAUCUGAUCAAUAUUGGCAGCAAGACGGCAGCCCAAUUGCUGCACAUUGUGCAUCGGGCCAUUCACAUUGACAAGCAUGUGGCUCGCGCCCAGGCCUUUGUGAAGCGACUGCUCCAACUGGCGCUCUAUGCACCGCCCCACAUGUCCGCCGGUUGCCUGAUUGUGCUGCACAAGCUGCUGCGCAUGAAACGGGAACUCGUCGCUGGCAUUGGUGAUGUGGAAAUGGCUGAGAGUGCGAGGCAAUUGUUGCCUGCUGCUGCCGCUGAGGAUCUCGACAAAUUUGGCAGCGAUAGCGAGGAGAUCUACAAGGAUGCGGAUGCCGAACAGACUGAUACUGUGUUAAAGCAGGAAGAGAAUGAUAAAAAGCCGUCCAGCAGCAGCAGCAGCUCCUGGCAUCAUGUCAAUCUGAUGGCCAGCGACUCGAAGGUGCGCAACAUUGAUGCCUGCAAAUAUGAUCCGUAUCAUCGGGUUCCCGCAUUUGCUGGCGCUGGCUAUGCCCUGCGCAAUGAGCUACUCCUCCUGCGUCAACACUACCAUCCCACUGUGCAGGUCUUUGCCGAACAGAUAUUGCUGGAGAAGCGCAUCGAUUACUAUGGCGAUCCGUUGCGAGACUUUGCACUGCCGCACUUCUUGGAGCGUUUCGCCUUCAAGAAUCCCAAGAAGCUCGACCAUCAGCAGGCUGUGGAAGCGUCGCACAGGAAAUACACGUCAUUUGGGGCACGUGGCAAGCCGGUUAAAUCGCUGACGAAAACCACAUGCACAGAGGAUGAAAUGUUUAUAUUCAAUUAUCUGGAGCAUAAGCGCAAACAAGCCGAUCUGAUGGAGCAGACCAAGAAGGAGCCACAGCCCAAAGUUGAGGAGGAGACGCCAGAAGCGGCUGAUGUUGAUGAUCUGAAAGAGGGCGAAGUGGAUGAUGAUGAGUUCGAGUCCUAUUUGGAUGGCUUCUUUGGCAAGAAGCUCAAGGAAGGCAGCGAUGGGGAGCAGGACGAGGACGAACUAAACUUCCUGGAGGAGCUGGGCGGUGAGCUGCAGGCGGACAAGGCCAAGAAGAAGCAAAAGAAGAAGAAACAAGAAACGGAAGGGGAUGAUAUGGAAGACAUCGAUGACGAUUGGGGCAAUGAUGAUGCCGAGGAAGAGGAUGCCGAUGAGCAAUCCGAUGCAGAGGCAGAGGAUCAGUCCGAUGACGAGACGGGCUCAAUUGAUUUGCAGCCUUUGGAUGAAAUGGAAGACGAUGACGAUGAUGAUGAUGAGGAAGGUGCUAUACCGAUGGGUGUUGACAGUGACUUAAGCGAUGCGCCCGAAAGUCCUGACGAGGACGAAGAUGACGACGAGGAUGCGCCCAAGUCAAAGAAGUCACGCAAAAACGCCAUCAUGGACGAGCGAGGCUUUGCUCAGAAACUAAAGCACAGCAACGAUAUGAGCUCGCUGUUUGCGGCUGCAGAUGACUUCUCCGCCUUGUUGGAGGAAACGGGCAAGUCCAAAGGACAAGGCACCAGCAAUGCCCUCUUCAACAAGGACAAAUCAUCCGACAAGCAACUGAAAUGGGAGGAGAAGCGUCGCUCGAAUAGCAAAAACUAUACAAGCAAAAAGUUUGGAGGAGCCAAACCCAAAUUGGGCAAGAAACGAAAGCAUUAACUGGGCUUGGAGAAGUCGAGACUUGUUUUUUUGUUUCUAAAUAUAUGUAGAAGUCGAGUUGUGCUUAUGAAUUGUGUAAAUAAAUAACACAAAUAAAUAUAUGAUAUACACUAUGUCGAUAAACAAUUCUCGACCCAUUUGAAUAAAUUAAUUAUAGCAAGUUUGAUUUUA
Drosophila grimshawi is the source of this 3504-nucleotide messenger RNA. RefSeq lists its product as uncharacterized. NCBI's taxonomy places the organism in Eukaryota, Metazoa, Arthropoda, Insecta, Diptera, Drosophilidae. Gene Ontology annotation, cellular component: nucleus. The record is from RefSeq and is a predicted model, not a curated record. Bases 103 to 3333 code for a protein of 1076 amino acids. The transcript is spliced from 5 exons.